CGAUCCGCUCACUCGCUAUUUCCACUGAACCGGCCAGCGCGUGACGUACACUUUCCCAUUCAACAGCGCAAUUCAACUGCAAUCCUUUACAUACACUCGCGGCUCGCCUCGCCUCGCCUCUCCUCUUAGGUGAAAAUGGAAGGCGAGAGCUCGCGCACCGGCGACGGCGGCGGCGCUGGGGCCAGGACGGAGCCGGCGCGACCACCGUCAGCAUCCGGCGGCCGACUGCGUGCGAGACCGGACGCAUUCUUGGUUGCUUGUCGAGGCUUCAGCGUAAUCACGUCUCUGGCGGCCAUCCUCUGCAUCGCUGUCAAUGUUCUCUCUGCCGUCAAAUCUUUCAAAAACGGAUCGGAUAUAUUUGAUGGAAUAUUCCGGUGUUACGCAGUGAUCUUAGCUAUAUUUGUGGUCGUCGCCGAGACAGAGUGGGAAUUUGUCAUGAAGUUUUGGAAGGUCUUGGAAUAUUGGGUUGGCAGGGGAAUGCUGCAGAUCUUUGUUGCAGUAAUGACAAGAGCGUACCCUGAGUAUUUGAGAGACGGUAGCCAAGACCUUUUUCUUCUCCAGAGCAUAGGGAGCUACCUGCUAAUUGCAUGCGGGGUGGUUUAUGUGAUAUCUGGUGUGCUAUGCAUUGGCAUGGUCAAACGUGCUCGCCAGAAAAAAGAACUUUCUAGGGAUCAAGCAAUAAAGGAUCUCGAGGAACUUGAACGACGAAGAGAAGAACUUGAGUCACUACUGUUACCAGACAAUGCUUGAUCCAGCCCUAGAUUAUGAACCUGACAAACAUGCAACUAUUCAAUCUGGAUGAGCAAGAAACAUGGUCCUGGUACUCGUAUUGGAUGAGAGAAACAUUCUGAGGUUAAAGUUGUCGAUAGCUAUUAUUGUCAAACGAUUGUGAAGUCAGAUCAGGUCAGGCAGUAUUGUUUGUUUGUUAGUUAAUUAUUCUUGAUAAUUCAAAGGCUUGGGAAGUUUAUAUGCUUGUUCAGUGAGGCUUGAAUCCUACUUCUGCUACGUUCUUGAA
Molecule: messenger RNA, 1015 nt
Organism: Andrographis paniculata
Lineage: Eukaryota; Viridiplantae; Streptophyta; Magnoliopsida; Lamiales; Acanthaceae
Exons: 6
Coding region: 136-750 (204 amino acids)
Source: RefSeq, a predicted model, not a curated record